Messenger RNA from Cherax quadricarinatus, 2774 nucleotides. Its product is annotated as sex-determining region Y protein. The record is from RefSeq and is a predicted model, not a curated record. Lineage: Eukaryota; Metazoa; Arthropoda; Malacostraca; Decapoda; Parastacidae. Gene Ontology annotation, molecular function: DNA-binding transcription factor activity, RNA polymerase II-specific; RNA polymerase II cis-regulatory region sequence-specific DNA binding. Gene Ontology annotation, biological process: anatomical structure morphogenesis; cell differentiation; positive regulation of transcription by RNA polymerase II.
CCUUCACGCGGGGAGGAGCAGGACGGCCCCGCCUCCAGUGCCACACUGACGUGUCCUGCCUCACCCUCCUGUGGACACCACAGCAGUUCUGUGGACAACGACACCUGGACACUGUGGGAGAGUGCCAGGUUUAGUGUGUGUCCAAAGCUAGACACACGUUCCAACCCAGUGGAUGGUUCCAGUCUUGUCCGUGUCUAGCUAGUGGAUGGCUGCAGUGUCACCCGUGUCCAACCAGUGGACAGUUCCAGUGUCACCUGUGUCUAGCCAGUGGACAGUUCCAGUGUCACCCGUAUCUGCCUAUUUAACAGUUCCGGUGUCCAGCCAGUGGGCAGUUCCAGUGUCACCCGUGUCUAGCUAGUGGACAAUUCUAGUGUCACCUGUGUCUAGCCAGUGGACAGUUCCAGUGUCACCCGUGUCCAGCCAGUGGGCAGUUCCAGUGUCACCCGUGUCUAGCUAGUGGACAGUUCUAGUGUCACCUGUGUCUAGCCAGUGGACAGUUCCAGUGCCACCCGUGCCCAGCCAAUGGACAGUUGCAGUGGACAAUGCUAUUAUAGCACCUCCCAAAGUGCCAUAUAAACAUAUCUCACUCCAAUCACUGUGGACAGUGCCAGCCUAGGAUGCUCUAAGCUGGACACCGUGUCCACCCAGCUUACAGUGCCAAUCACAGUGUCUACCGUGUCCAGGACACCUGAGACCCCAAUAGCAGUGUCACGCCGAGAAACAGUGUCGUUAUUUUAGCCACUAACAUAUAAAAUACAAAAUCUCUCCACGGAUUAUGGGAAGAUUUGAAAACCAUUUUAAUGUGAUAGUGCCGGGUAAAAACCCGUGUGGGUUGUGGCUGACGUAGUGGAGACGCACACGGGAAUCAUUCCCAAAACCUGGAUGGGUUUUUAGGCCGGAAUACGGAAUCGAUUCUGGUUUUUUUUUAGUUAUAUUGAAAAAAAAAAAGUUUUGGAGGGCAUUUCGGUGGGUAGGAAGGUCUGGAAAGGGGGUUCACGAACCCGCCUUGACGGACGGGAGGGGCUCACGAAUCUGGACGGACGGGCGGGGGUUCACGAACCCGCCUUGACGGACGUCAAAUCUCUUGGAGAAAACAGUGAAGCAGUUCCCAGAGUUAGAAGGGAACCCGAGCAGCAUUAGAAAGGAACCCGAGCAGCAUUAGAAAGGAACCUCCGCAGCAUGCUGCCGCAGGGGCUCCACGAGGUGUUGGUGGAACACCCGCUCUCAGCAGGUGCUAGCUUCGGUUCCUUAGCAGUGGAUGAGAGCUCACCUACACCUUACUCUGACGCCACCCAGACUAAGAAGCAUCCGCCGAACCACAUCAAGCGGCCCAUGAACGCCUUCAUGGUGUGGUCACAGAUGGAGAGGCGGGAGAUAGUGAAGUUCGCUCCGGACACCCACAACGCAGAGAUCUCCAAGCAAUUGGGACGCCGCUGGAAGUUACUGACGGAGGAGCAGCGGAGGCCCUACCGUGACGAAGCUGAGCGUCUGAAGCAGCUGCACAUGCGCGAGUACCCGGACUACAAAUACCGCCCACGUAAGAAGUCGAAGGACCCGCUGAAGGGCGUGUCUGAGCGCAGCGGUGGAAAGGUCUCCAAGGUCCAUCAAAUGAACAACAUCUGCAAGGAGUUUGCCAGCAGUAUCAAGGCCAAGGAAGGUUCCAUCGGCAAAUCACAGCUGGAUCUUCACACGCUGGAAGAUCGCGUCAGCUGGCCACUUCCGCUGACUCCUGCCUCUCCUCCGCGAGUUCCAACCAGUCCUGCCUCCUCUGAUCUCCCUGACUCUCCUGAGAGCGCUUUCAACUUUGACGACCACGCCUUCAUCAGAACUUCUAUGGUAACCUACACGCCGACGCCCACCCACAGCUACACCGCAUCAGGAGAGGCUCACCAACGAUCUGCAUCAAUCACCAAUACUUCCUUCUCUUACCACAACGUUGUUCCAGUCUCUUCACCUAACAGUACCAGAACAAGCAGCUGUGUGUACAAUGUUCCUCAAAGACAACAAUCUUACCAGCCAAAUUUCUACCAGGAACAGAAGCUGGUACACAGUUACCUGAAGCCUGAGGCUAUUACAAGCAUGGGCUACUUGAAGCGUCAACAAGAGUAUCAAGAACAGUUACGUGCGCAGCAACAGCAGCAGCAACAGCAGCAGCAACAGCAACAGCAGAAGCCAAACUACCACCACCAUUCCCACCACCACCACCAACAGCAGAAGCCAAGCUACCAGCAUCAAAAUCCUUGUCUGUACUCGCCUGUCAGUACUCACUCUUCGUUCUUUAACUCAGCGGCUGCGUCACAGCAGCAUCACCACCACCACCACCUCCACCACCACCACAGUCACCAUCACCAACAACAACAACACCAGCAACAACAACAACAGCAGCAGCAACAACAGCAGCAGCAGCCGCAGCCAACAGCACCUUCGGUAAAAGUGGAGGCUCAGGAAACCCAGCCCGCGACUCUGGACGACCUAGACAACAUCGGGGUCACCGAACUCAUCCCCAUGACCUCUGACCUCAAGGUGGAGCUGGAGUCUCUGGCUGACCUGGGCUACGAGUCUGGUGGGUCAGCAGCAGGCAGUGGGUGGGCCAGCGUGGGCGUCACAGCCACUACCACUCCCAACGUUCUCGCAGACUUCGAAAUCAUGAACGCAUGGAUCAACUCUUGAACGUGUCGUGUAUAGACUCGAGACAACCGUUCACUGUCUUUCAUAACGAAUGUAUUUAACGAAAUCCAAAAAAAAAAAAAAAAAAAAAAAAAAAAUACUUGCCC